AUGAAGUACGCAUUGACAACUGGCUGUACAUCUGGCAGCAUUGGCUAUUUCCUAGCGCGAGAAUUCGCAACCAAGGGCUAUCAUGUUUUCACAACUGCGCGCCGAAUCUCAAAUAUGGGAGAUCUCACCUCAACACCCGCACUCAUCACACCACUCACUCUCGACAUCACAAGCCCCGAAUCUAUCCUCGCCGUGCACCAAACAGUCAAGCUCAAGUCCACUUAUGCUGAAUCAUUUAAAAUGUUAACGACCAACCUUAUGGGAGUGAUCGAACUGAAUCGGGUUUUCUCCGACAUGAUAGUCAAUGCAAAAGGUACAAUAGCCUUUACAAGAAGUCUCUCCGCUGUAAUGCCUCGGCCGCCGCAAUCCGUGUAUUGCGCGAUCAAGGCAGCCUUGGACCUCUAUGUGCGGACGCUCAGGAUUGAGAUCCGUCCGUUUGAUGUUAAUGUUGUACUUGUGCACACUGGGGGCAUAAAGACGGGGAUGACCGGGUCGAGCCUUGUUCUUGAGGAGGUGGUCGUGGGUAAAAUCACUAGUGGCUUCUGCGCACCACCUACAGAUAUCUGGUCUGGCAAGGGUGCGUUUCUAGUUCGAGUUCUGGAGAUCUUGAACCUCAAUUGGGUAUAUGAUAGCAUGUUUGCGUAG
Molecule: messenger RNA, 645 nt
Organism: Aspergillus glaucus CBS 516.65
Lineage: Eukaryota; Fungi; Ascomycota; Eurotiomycetes; Eurotiales; Aspergillaceae
Exons: 3
Coding region: 1-645 (214 amino acids)
Biological process (GO): phosphatidic acid biosynthetic process; triglyceride catabolic process
Cellular component (GO): lipid droplet; endoplasmic reticulum
Molecular function (GO): acylglycerone-phosphate reductase (NADP+) activity; triacylglycerol lipase activity
Source: RefSeq, a predicted model, not a curated record